AAAAUAUGGCUGGCUGUUCGAUGUAGGCAAAUGUCAGUGAUAUAAAGAACCGAAACUUUUAUACAAAUGUAUCAUUUAUAGUUUUAAUUAGUUCAUUAUUUAUUUAUUACCGUGCUGUGAGUGAUUUAAGUGUAAAAAAUGUCGGGAGAACGUGAAAUUCCUGCUGAAGACAGUAUUAAAGUCGUGUGUAGGUUUCGACCCCUAAAUGAUUCAGAAGAAAAGGCUGGGUCAAAAUUUAUUGUGAAAUUUCCACAAGGAGCUGACGAUAACUGUAUUUCAAUCGCGGGUAAAGUUUAUUUAUUCGACAAGGUAUUUAAACCAAAUGCCACACAAGAAAAAGUAUACAAUGAGGCAGCCAAGAGUAUCGUCACAGAUGUACUUUCUGGAUUCAAUGGCACUAUAUUUGCUUAUGGUCAAACCUCUUCGGGCAAAACCCAUACAAUGGAAGGUGUCUUAGGCGAUCCACAGAAACAGGGCAUUAUCCCUCGAAUCGUAAAUGAUAUAUUUAAUCACAUUUAUGCUAUGGAAGAAAAUUUAGAGUUUCACAUAAAAGUAUCAUAUUUUGAAAUUUAUAUGGAUAAAAUUAGGGAUUUAUUAGAUGUGUCGAAAGUAAAUUUAAGUGUGCAUGAAGAUAAAAACAGAGUUCCUUACGUAAAAGGAGCUACUGAACGAUUUGUCUCAAGCCCUGAAGAGGUUUUUGAAGCGAUAGAAGAAGGCAAAUCCAAUAGACAUAUAGCAGUAACGAAUAUGAAUGAACAUUCUUCUAGGUCACAUUCAGUAUUUCUUAUUAAUGUAAAACAAGAAAACUUAGAAAAUCAGAAAAAGUUAUCUGGUAAAUUAUAUUUAGUAGAUUUAGCUGGUUCAGAAAAAGUGUCUAAGACUGGAGCCGAAGGCACUGUAUUGGAUGAAGCCAAGAAUAUAAAUAAAUCUUUAUCUGCUUUGGGUAAUGUAAUAAGCGCUUUAGCUGAUGGCAAUAAGACUCACAUACCCUAUCGUGAUUCCAAACUUACUCGUAUUCUUCAAGAAUCUCUUGGAGGUAACGCCAGAACCACCAUCGUAAUUUGUUGUUCGCCAGCCAGUUUCAACGAAUCUGAAACGAAGUCAACCCUAGAGUUUGGGAAAAGGGCCAAAACUGUCAAGAAUGUUGUUUGUGUCAAUGAAGAACUUACAGCCGAGGAGUGGAAGAGGCGGUAUGAAAGAGAGAAGGAGAAAGUUGCUCGUCUCAAAGGCAAAGUGGAAAAAUUGGAGGAAGAACUCAACCGUUGGCGAAACGGAGAAACCGUUACGGCUGAAGAACAAGUUAACCUCAACGAUUUGUCAGAUGCUGCCACUCCUGUCUCUGGAAUGGAAGACAGCACAAUAUCUGAGAAACCUUCCGGACCUCUACCUGCUACUCCAGCUCUAAUGAUUGGUUCCACACUUGGUGUUGAAGAAAGAAAUAAGUUAGAAUUGGAAAGAGAGAGACUGUACCAACAGUUAGACGAGAAGGAUGAGGAAAUCAACCAACAGAGCCAGUAUGUUGAAAAACUCAAAGAACAGAUGUUGGAGCAAGACGAGCUCAUUGCUGCCACACGCAGAGACUAUGAGGCGUUACAAGCAGAAAUGAACAGGAUCCAACAAGAAAAUGAAAGUGCGAAAGAAGAGGUUAAAGAAGUAUUGCAAGCAUUGGAGGAAUUGGCUGUAAACUACGACCAGAAAUCUCAAGAAGUAGAUGCCAAAAAUAAAGAGAUGGAAUCACUCUCUGAAGAACUCAUGCAAAAGCAGUCGAAUUUGAACACGACAACUAAUGAAUUACAGCAACUGCGUGACAUGAGCAGUCACCAGAAGAAACGCAUAGCGGAAAUGCUAGCCAAUCUUCUGAAAGAACUAGGAGAAAUUGGUUCAACUCUUGGCAGCGACAGUCAAGAAGUGAAAAUCUCGAACGAUGCAGCUAAGUUAGAAGAGGAAUUUACGGUGGCCCGUCUUUACAUUUCAAGAAUGAAGAGCGAGGUUACUAAUCUUACUCAGAGAUUGCAAGACAUUGAAAACAAAGAACAAGACAGUAAUAGGAAAGUCACUGAAUACGAAAAGGAACUGGCUGAAUGCAGGCUCCUCAUUUCUCAGCACGAAGCUAGGAUGAAGAGUUUGCAGGAAUCAAUGAGAGAGGCCGAAAAUAAGAAGAGGAUGCUGGAGGAGAGCAUCGACUCCCUCAGGGAGGAAUGUGCUAAACUGAAGGCAGCAGAACAGGUUCAUAGUGCUAGUGAGAGUGAAAAGAAAGAGGCUAACGAGCUUCGCCUUGCUCUCGAACAACAAAUGGAUCAACUACGCGUAGCCCAUCAGAAACAAGUGGCCGCUCUUAGAGAUGAAAUUGCCGAGAAACAAUCUCUCAUAAAUGACAUCAAAGACUCGAACCAGAAGUUGACUUUGGCCCAACAGCAACUUCAAACCGACUACGAGAAAGUCAAAUCCGAAGAAAACGAAAAAUCUCACAAGCUCCAGGAACUCAUUGCUACCAAUGAGAGACGUGAACAAGCCAGGAAGGAUCUCAAAGGGUUAGAAGACACCGUGGCCAAGGAGCUUCAGACUUUGCACAAUUUGAGGAAAUUAUUUGUUCAAGAUUUACAGGCUCGUAUGAAGAAAAAUAUGUCAUCCGAAGACAACGAGGAGGAUGGUGGAUCACUCGCCCAAAAGCAGAAGAUUUCAUUCUUGGAGAAUAACCUCGAUCAACUUACCAAAGUUCACAAACAGCUUGUCAGGGAUAACGCUGACUUACGUUGUGAAUUGCCCAAGCUCGAAAAGCGUCUACGUGCCACAAUGGAGCGUGUGAAGGCGUUAGAAACAGCGCUUAAGGAAGCCAAAGAAGGGGCUAUGAGAGAUCGCAAGAGAUAUCAAUACGAGGUCGAUCGUAUCAAGGAAGCAGUAAGACAGAAGAACUUAGCUAGAAGAGGACCCGCCGCUACUAUCGCGAAACCCAUAAGGGCAGGACAACACCACACAGUUAACAUUGCCACUGCCGGAAUAAGGACCGGACCCAACAACUCUCCAAGACCUAAUGAUGAGGCUCAAAAGCGCAGAUCCCUCAUUGUUGGAGAUAAAGAUUGAACAGCCAGCCACCUUUUAUCUGGUGCUUCAGAAAUGUAGUAAGCAAAAUAAAUCGUAAUACCAAAAAUAUUGCCGAUACAUCUAUAAUAUGGAGGCAAGUUUGUCAUACAAAAUUAAAAAUCACAAAAUUUUGUAUGAUUAGACUUGUAAUUUAUGUGCUUACAGCUUAGUUAUUUAUAGAUUAAGGUGCACUUAAAAGAAUAAUAAGAUAAUAAAAAAAAAUAAAGACGUAAGCAAAUUGUUUCUUGAGGUGUAUGUUUGCAAAAUUGUUUUAUACGAAAAGGUGUCUUGCAGUGCAAGGAAUAAUUUGUCGAAAUUUGUCACCGUUUUAAGCUAUAACUGCGCAGACAUAAUCAAUUCGACAUAAAAAUCUCCACUUUGUAACGAUUUGCUUAUUAUUGUUGUUUAAAUAAUACUUACUACCAUUGUGCAAGAACGGUGUUUCCUUCUAGUUUAGUUGAUUAUCGUUUUAUAAAAACACUGUAGGAAUUUAUUUUUUUAAUGGAGGUACUAAAUAUAGUAGGUGUUUUAUAGUUUGGCACUCUAGUAACGGUACUUUUAUUUAUAGUUUAAUUCUAGCUAAUUCUUUUCCAUUGAAAUUUGUACAAGUAAUUUUAUUUCUAUUUUGAAUUCAAAAUUUUUUAUAAUUGUGAUUGUUUGAUAAAUAUUAUUUUAAAAUUAAUUGCUUUAUUAAACAUUAUCGUGUUUUACUGUUUUGAUUUUUUUCUUCAUGUAUUCAGAGGGCUAGCUUGACUGGCAUAAGCUAAGAGCACCUCUGAAUUUAAAACAUCUCAUUUCCUGGCACAAGAAUGAUGUGCAAUUUUAGGAAAUAACAGUACUUUAGUUAUUGUGAUAAAAAUGACAUAAUUUUUUAUUACUUGGUCUUACUUGCCUUGUUUUUAAUUUAUUUUAAAGGGUAACUGUCAUGAACAGAACUGGUGCACAACUACGUUUUCCAUGAAGCAUUUUAUUUAAUAGUAAUUUUAUUUAUCUGAGGAUCAUUUUCAUUUCCAUAGCCCAAUCCUUUUUAUAGCAAAUUCUAUGUAGUUGUAUAAUUACAUAUUUAUUAGUGGAUGCUUGAAUCAUGAUGCAAUUUAUUUAUUUAACUGAUGAAAAUUAUAUUCUAAUAAA
Messenger RNA from Anoplophora glabripennis (Asian longhorned beetle), 4212 nucleotides. It is a transcript of the gene Khc, whose product is annotated as kinesin heavy chain. The coding region runs from base 139 to 3081 and encodes 980 amino acids. The transcript has 14 exons. NCBI's taxonomy places the organism in Eukaryota, Metazoa, Arthropoda, Insecta, Coleoptera, Cerambycidae. Gene Ontology annotation, molecular function: microtubule binding; ATP binding; microtubule motor activity. Gene Ontology annotation, biological process: microtubule-based movement. The record is from RefSeq and is a predicted model, not a curated record.